Molecule: messenger RNA, 1014 nt
Organism: Alternaria arborescens
Lineage: Eukaryota; Fungi; Ascomycota; Dothideomycetes; Pleosporales; Pleosporaceae
Exons: 6
Coding region: 1-1014 (337 amino acids)
Source: RefSeq, a predicted model, not a curated record
AUGCCGGUCCGCUCCAAAACACGCACGUACAAGACCGUAAACAUUGUAUUUUUCGGACUAGCGACCGCGGCUAUCUUUGGACGAUUCGCAGCUCAUGUAAUCGUUGGGCGUGUGCAAUGGCUCAACGAUGGUAACAUGGGUGUGGUCUUGGCUUUGAACUCUGUCUUGUUUGCUACGACGUAUAAAAUGGCCUUCGACGGGCUCGGACAGGAUAUAUGGAAAGUCCCCUUUGAGCAUAUAACAUCGAUGCUCCGCUUCUUUUGGAUCUGUGAGAUGGUCUACUUCAACCUUAUCGGCUUCAUCAAGAUCGCCUUCCUACUCUUCUUCUUGCAGAUCUUUCCAGAUAAACGCUUCCGCGCCACUAUUUGGGGAGUCAUCAUCCUCAACAUAGCCUUUAUGAUUGCCUUCACCUUCGCAGUCGCAUUCAUAUGCACCCCCGUCAGCUUUAUGUGGACGAGCUUAGACGGCAAACAUCAAGGUCAUUGCGGAAAUAACAACGCGCUCGCGUUCUCGCAUGCUGGGGUCAGCAUAGUGUUGGAUCUUGUCACGUUGGCUUUGCCAAUUGGACAGAUUUGGAAUCUACAACUCAAGACUAAGAAGAAGAUUGGGGUGCUAUUGAUGUUCAGUGUGGGUGCUUUUGUCACCGUGGUGUCUAUCCUGCGCUUGCGAGCUCUUGUCUCCUUCGCACGCGGCGAAAACAUCACCUGGGAUUACCUGGAAGCCGCACUCUGGUCCGUCAUCGAAGUCAACGUUGGCAUCAUCUGUGCCUGCAUGCCAUCGAUUCGCCUUGGCCUCGUUCACCUCUUCCCGUCAAUCCUAGGAAGCACGAAUCAGUCGAUUUCGAAAACCCCACUGGGCGGCCGAGUCAAAGGCGCAAGUUCAAGGCCGGACGCAAUUGCGGUGCAGACGAACUUGUGUGUAUCGCAUGCGCGAAAGCCGCAUGACAGUGAUCAAGGAAGUUUUGUGCAGCUGGUAGAAAUCAACGGGUACGAGGGCAGUACCAAGACGAAUUAA